AUGUGGGUUCUACCAGAACGCGCGCUUCUGGUUGAGUUCCUGCCAGCAUUGAGACAUGAUCACUUUUACCUGGUGGUCCGUAAGACGGCAGGACAGGUUAGCCUGUAUGAUCGGCUUACAACGCCUUUCUCCCCAUUUACACUUCAGGGGUGGAUGACCGUGCUUGCCUACCUCACCGCUGUGUCCACGGUUCUUUGGCUUGCCCUCCUUUGCCAGAAGCAAGGACAGUACGACGAGUUCUUGGAGGAGAAGGUAGAGUGGGCAAACUUGGACAUGGAAGAUGCAUUCGCAAAAUUGGAGCAUGCAAGAGAGGAGUUGGAAAAAGCACGCUUGGAGCCACGAAACACCGAAGCCCUUGCCAAAGCAGAAAGCACGGUAAAAGAGGCAGCUUUGAAUCAUGCCAAGAAGCAAAGACACGAGGAAGAGCUGGAAGCUGGGUUGAAAGCUAAUAAGAAGUUGAAGUUGCUUCAGUGGUCUAACCUUUGUCAAUUCGCAAGCUUGCGGCAGAAUCUGCACCUGCUUGCGGGUACCUGGUACGAUGUCUGGGCGCAUUUUCUUGGACAAGACAUGAUCUAUGAAGGCGACAAGGUACCGGGAGCCUUCAAAAUGUUUUCCUUGGCUUUUGCUUUCUUCAGCAUCGUUACACUGGCAACCUACACAGCCAGUCUCGCAAGCAUGCUCGUUGCAGAAAGGCAGCUGGUUGGCGAAAUCAGCAGCAUUGAGGAUGCCAUUGCAAGACAGUACACGCUCUGUGUACCUGAUGUGCUGCGUAAGUCUGUGGAAAAUACAUACGGGGAGUUGAAGAUCUUUUCGUGCAAAGAGAUUCAGCUCUGCCCCCGCGAGAUGCAGUUAGGGAACUGUCGAGCGAUGAUUGUGUCGGAGCAGAUCAUAUCAAGAAUGCACGCAGGCCGGAUCUUCGAGGCUGACUGCAAACAAAACAGGACCUUCUGUGAGGACUCUGAGGGGAAUCCUCGCAAUGACUGCAGCCUCAUCGCGGUUGGAUAUGUCCUCACAAGUGUGCCAAUUGCAUUCCCGGCCAGCGAGAGGCUCGUAAGGAGCCUGUCAUGGGCGUCCGCCUCGCAGCAUGCGAAGGGGACGAUGCAAGCCGAGAUGCGGGCUCACUCUCACGAGUUUCCGAAGUCAAUCUGCGAUGCGCCGACGCAGCAAAGAACUCUCGCUCUUGGUGCCGAGGACCUCAGUGGCAUCGUCAUCAUAUCUGGCUUCUUUGCUGGAUUGGCACUCGUGCGCUUUCUUUGUACACAGUACUACGUCCACAAGGAGAAGCAGAAGUGCAGAGAGAAGAUUCGGCAGGACAGGGAAUACAGAAGGAUGGGGGCGCAAACUCUUGGGAGUUCGUCACGCAGGAUGCAAAUCGUUGUAAAGGAAUCCGAGUGA
This is a messenger RNA of Symbiodinium necroappetens, 1395 nucleotides long. NCBI's taxonomy places the organism in Eukaryota, Dinophyceae, Suessiales, Symbiodiniaceae. The record is from the annotation of a GenBank genome assembly.